Cordyceps militaris CM01 is the source of this 3261-nucleotide messenger RNA. RefSeq names its product WD repeat containing protein pop1. Gene Ontology annotation, molecular function: protein binding. NCBI's taxonomy places the organism in Eukaryota, Fungi, Ascomycota, Sordariomycetes, Hypocreales, Cordycipitaceae. The record is from RefSeq and is a predicted model, not a curated record. The transcript has 2 exons. Bases 1 to 3261 code for a protein of 1086 amino acids.
AUGCGGUCCUCGUCGUCACCGUCGCCUGCCGGCUCAGGUCUCGACGCCCGCCGGCCUCGUAGUGCUCAGACUCAGACGGUGGCCGUGAAUAUGAUUGAGACCCCGAGUCAACAGGGCACUCAUCACUUCCAGCUCUUGAGCGAAUGUGUCGAGACCAAAACCGUUACUACGACCACCCGUCUCACCCGAAAAUUCCCCCAAGUCUUCAUCCGCGACCCUACGCCCUUGUCAACCCUGGAUGCGAGAGAGUACCCUCUGGCGAUGAAGCCAACGCCGCCGGAACUGACUGAUUUAUUUUUGGGACCACGUCGCUUCCGCGGGGGUUCUGAGCCGUCUCUCAGUGCCAAUGAAACCGAAGGGGAGGAAGAACGCGAGCAUGUCAAGCGCGAAGUCGACGACGACCUGCACAUCUGUCCUUAUGUACGCAAACCGCCCUUUCGCGGCAAUGCAGAUAGCGGCAUUGAUACAUCAUCUCACCGCUCUCGUACAUCUACUCAGCGACCUGAUGCUAGCCGGACACGUCCAAUGUCGGAGCCGCAACCUUCGGGGUCCCAGCCGACAAUCACCCUCCGCCGCUCCAGUCGACAUUCCUCUGUCUCACCUAGCGAGCCGCACAUAUCCCGUACGAUACGGCUUCGACCCUCGCUCGCCGACUCCCCUACCUCUAAUUUACCCUAUCCAGAUACCACGCCAGCUCGUCGGACGCGAUCCACCCGCUUGCAGUCCGUAUCCGAUCGGCUGCGUCGAUCCGUUGCUCAAUCUCAACCGGGCACCAGUCGGUGGCCGCCUACUGAGGGCUGUCUUGCCAAUGCCACCGGGCUUCCCGCUACUCCGGAUACGUCUGCAGUCUUGGGACCAUCGCAAUCACGAGCUGCCCAGGGAAAGGCUCGCCAGCUGGACAUUGUGCAAGAUUCGCGAGAAACGACGCCCACCACCCAACCCACGUACGAUUCCGCCAGCCCGACCGAAAGCGAGGCACACACCAUAUUCAGCAGUAACGUGGCGACACCCCCCAUAACUGAUGCCGAUGCCGAGCCAUUCGGAGACGCCGACGAAUCGCUUCAAAGAUCGAUACGCUUGCACCAACGUCCCUCGAUUGAUAUUGUGGCAGCCCAAGAUGCUAGCCUACCGAGUCCUCGACUAUCGCCGACAUUGGCUGCCGGACCGCUUCCGGCUGCGGCCGAUGCUGCCAACGAUGAUGAAAACUCCCGCUUCGAUACUUCCUAUCAUUACGCAGGGCCGUGCACGCAUUCAACGGACGACGUGGGCUCCAUGGAACUUGCACCAAGCGGCUACAGCCAGGAUGACUUGCAGGAAAUGGGUCGAGCUCGCCGUCCCUUGCUUGUAGACACGCAGAAUCUGCUCGAGGCGUUCGAUUCCAUGAAGACGGAGAUGAAGACAUACAUGAUGUAUCAGUUUCUGCGACGCUGCCCCCGCCCAACACUACGCGUCAUCGCUGAUACCGUAAACCCUGCUCUCAAGUGUGAUUUUUUGAAACAAUUGCCUCUGGAGCUUGGCUAUCACGUGCUGGCAUAUCUCGAAUUCCGCGAUCUCUGUCGUGCUGCCCAGGUUUCCAGGCACUGGCGCAACAUUGUCGACCGUAACGAAACUGGCUGGAAAGAACUUCUCGGAUUAGAUGGCUUUGCACUACUGCCGGGCGAACUAAGCAAGGCGAUUACGCAAGGAUGGGGGUGGCAGGAUCCAGUUGGCCCAACAGGCCACGAGCGCGAUUUGAGUAUGCACAGUCGCCUCGUUUCUUCUCAACGCGAUCUCGUCCGUUCCGUCAAAAACGAGCAACUUUCCAAAGCCCGAGGUGCAAAGCGAAAGCGAGGCAUCAAUGCGUAUACUACGGCUGAGCGAUCAAAACGCCGUGCCUUUCCCAACGAUGCAGUCGCCUCCCGGUACCACAGAGAGGAGAUCGAAACUAAGCAACACAAGUCUGAAGGGCCCAUCUCUGCCGCGAACGCUGCUGCUUCCGCCGUACCUGACCCCCAGCUGGGGUUGGCCAGCUUGCGGCAGCUGCAUCUUUACAAAUCUCUUUAUCGCCGUCACCACAUGAUACGGCAGAGCUGGACAAGUGGGAAAGUCAAACCUAAACAUGUGGCUUUUGCCGCGCACCCAAGGCAUGUCAUUACAUGUCUGCAGUUUGACGAAGAGAAAAUCAUCACAGGGAGUGACGACACGUUAAUCCACAUCUAUGAUACGCAUACGGGCAAGCUGCAAAAGAAGCUCGAGGGACAUGAGGGUGGUGUGUGGGCUUUACAGUAUGAGGGUAAUAUUCUCGUAUCUGGCUCGACCGAUCGAUCGGUUCGAGUAUGGGACAUUGAGCGAGGCUUGUGCCAGCAGGUAUUCUACGGUCACACCAGUACUGUCCGUUGCCUGCAGAUUCUCAUGCCUGCAGAGACGGGCCGCGCCCAUGAUGGCAAGCCGAUUAUGCAGCCAGAGAAGCCUUUAAUCAUCACCGGAUCUAGAGAUAGCCAGCUUCGUGUUUGGCGGCUGCCUGAAGUAGGCUCGAGGCGCUACAUCCAGACUGGGCCGCCGGCACAAGAAACCGACUGUCCUUAUUUCAUCAGAGUUCUCAUUGGCCACACACAUUCUGUCCGCGCUAUUGCGGCACAUGGAGACACACUUGUGUCCGGUUCUUAUGACAGCACUGUGCGAGUGUGGCGCAUAAGUACCGGCGAAUCUGUACAUGUUCUCCACGGCCAUUCGCAAAAAGUCUAUUCCGUGGUUCUAGACCACGAACGCAACCGCUGCAUUUCUGGCUCGAUGGACUCGUAUGUCAAGAUUUGGGAUCUCGACACGGGUUCAUGCUUGCAUAAUCUAGAAGGCCACAACAUGCUUGUCGGGCUCCUCGACCUGCGCGACCAGCGUCUUGUGUCUGCUGCUGCGGACUCGACGUUGCGCAUCUGGGACCCCGAAAACGGCAAAUGCAGACACACCUUGAUGGCCCAUACUGGAGCCAUAACCUGUUUUCAGCAUGACGGUCGUAAGGUGAUUAGCGGCAGUGAGAAGACUGUCAAGAUGUGGGAUAUCCGCAGCGGCGAAUGGGUGCAGGACUUGUUGACGGACUUGCGUGGCGUAUGGCAGGUCAAGUUUGACGAGCGACGAUGUGUCGCUGCAGUUCAGCGGGGUGACUUGACUUAUGUCGAGAUUCUCGACUUCGGCGCUGUUCGCGAUGGCGUUCCUCCUGAAGAGCUUGGCACGCGAAAACUCCUUAACGAGCCGGAAAUCCGAGCCAUGCUCGAAGAGGAACCAUGA